Cladophialophora immunda is the source of this 681-nucleotide messenger RNA. RefSeq lists its product as uncharacterized. The transcript is spliced from 3 exons. Bases 1 to 681 code for a protein of 226 amino acids. The record is from RefSeq and is a predicted model, not a curated record. NCBI's taxonomy places the organism in Eukaryota, Fungi, Ascomycota, Eurotiomycetes, Chaetothyriales, Herpotrichiellaceae.
AUGGCAACGACAUAUCGGUUGGUCUCUCUUUCGUGCCCAUACGGAGUUUCCGAUGAAAAAUGGCAGGAGUUCUACCAGAGUCAUCACCUUGCAGACGUCGCCACUGGAAUCGGUCAUAAUGGCACCGGCUACCUAUACCGCUUGAUCUCGGUGCCUAAUGGCCUCCCGCCAUCAGAUGAAAAAACGUUUCUCGCCAUGUACGAUACUAUGGAAAGCCAUCCCUUGAAGAGCGAGAGGUACAAGGGUGUGCGGAAGACAAGUCAUAUUCUCGGAGAACAAUUUUUACCCAAGGAUCUGGCCCAUCUGUCCGUUCGAAACUAUGAAUUAGUUGAGACCUUUGACCCGAAAUCCCUCGGGCAGCAGGUUGAGCCGGCGGCCUUCCUCUUCUUACAAGAAUUAGACCCAAUUAAUAUGACAGAACUCCGCAGGUACUAUCGCGAAGAGCUCGUGCCGCGUGUGGCUUCAGAUUCUGGAUUCAGAAGGACCCUACUCCAUCGCUUCUUGUCCCUGGACAAAGGCAAUGACUCGCCCGCUUCGGCGCUGAGUACAUACGAGUUCGAUACCAUAGAAGGCCCCGGAUUUGCCGCUGUACAAGACUACAUUCGACAUGGAUCCCAAGGAUCCCAAAAUCCUCAGCCGGCAACCAAGACGUGGACAUUCCAACUAGUUCACCAUGUAUGA